UUUGCGCAUCACUAAUAAUCAGCAACUCAACUUUAGACUUUAAUUUUAUCUGGUUCGGUUGUACCAAUUAAAUAAACGAAACGAGCUCUCAUUGCUGUUCAUUCUACACUUAGUGCCAUUUCUAAUCGGCAGCGGUAAUAUUACAGUUAAAAAAUUUGGGUCGUUCGUCCUGCCGAGACGUGCACGAGUUAUUAAUUCGUACCGGCUCACGCCACACUGCUUGCACCCGCUUAGAGGACAAGAGAAAUGGCCAGUAACAACAGCAAACGUUUAUUUAAAUUUGUGUCUGAACACAUAACACAUUCCACCAGAAAUUAUGGGACUGCUAAAAGGGUGGUGGCAGCCAAACCUGUUGUGGAGAUGGAUGGAGAUGAGAUGACCAGAAUUAUAUGGGCUAUGAUCAAAGAAAAGCUUAUAUUUCCCUAUGUGAAGCUGGACUGCCUGUACUACGACCUGGGGCUGCCGCACCGCGACGCCACGGACGACCAGGUGACCAUCGACGCCGCGCACGCCAUCCUCAAGCACAACGUCGGCAUCAAGUGCGCCACCAUCACGCCUGAUGAACAGAGAGUUGAAGAGUUCAAGCUGAAGAAGAUGUGGCUGAGCCCGAACGGCACGAUCCGCAACAUCCUGGGCGGCACGGUGUUCCGCGAGCCCAUCCUGUGCGCCAGCAUCCCGCGGCUCGUGCCCGGCUGGACCAAGCCCAUCGUCAUCGGCCGCCACGCGCACGGCGACCAGUACAAGGCUCAGGACUUUGUUGUGUCUAAACCUGGAAAGGUGGAGUUGGUGUACACGGCGGCCGACGGCACGGUGGACAAGCGGCUGCUGUACGACUUCAAGGGGCCCGGCGUCGCGCUCGGCAUGUACAACACCGACGAGUCUAUCCGCGCCUUCGCACAUUCCAGCUUCCAGGUGGCACUACAAAAGAAAUGGCCAUUGUACUUGUCUACCAAGAACACUAUUCUCAAGCGAUAUGACGGUCGUUUUAAGGACAUCUUCGAAGAGGUCUACCAAAGCGACUACAAGAAGCAGUUCGCAGACGCCAAGAUCUGGUACGAGCACCGGCUGAUCGACGACAUGGUGGCGCAGAGCAUGAAGAGCAGUGGCGGCUUCGUGUGGGCCUGCAAGAACUACGACGGCGACGUGCAGUCCGACAUCGUUGCGCAGGGCUACGGGUCCCUGGGCAUGAUGACGUCCGUGCUGAUGUGCCCGGACGGCAAGACCGUGGAGUCGGAGGCGGCGCACGGCACGGUGACGCGCCACUACCGCAUGCACCAGCAGGGCAAGCCCACCUCCACCAACCCCGUGGCCUCCAUCUACGCGUGGACCCGCGGGCUCAUCCAACGCGCCAAGCUGGACAACACGCCCGAUGUUGCCAAAUUCGCGCUCGCUUUGGAAGAGGCUUGCGUGGAGUGCAUCGACAGCGGCAAGAUGACCAAGGACCUGGUGAUCUGUAUCCACGGCUUGGAGAACACCAAGGAGGGCAUGUUCCUGCACACUGAGGACUUCCUGCUGGCCAUCGCCGACCAGCUGGAGCGCAAGCUUUCCAAGUAAACGGCCUCCUCGGUCCCGCCGCUGUCGCCACAAGGCCCGAGGAAAUCUACAAUCAUCGUCUAUUUCAUGGGCCAGAAAUAGGCUUACUAUCUUUUCCUGUUCUUCUUUGUAAUAAUGAGAUAAAAGACUUCGCGGAGCCAAAACGUAAGCUCAAGUGAAAUGGCUGGCUAUUUUACUCGGCAGCUUAUUCUACUUAGAAAUGAGACUGAUUUUUUCCAAGGAGGGUUUUAAAAAAUCCAGUUUACAAAUUUUUAGUCACUACUUAUUUUUUUAGAUUGAGCUUAUAAUUUUCUAUAUACAUGAUUGCUACUUUUGAUAAAAAUGAGAUUUAUACCCAGUCAUGUUAAGGAUAAUAAUUGUAAUUAGACAUUGUAGACAUUAAGUACAGACAGUGAUUUAAUGUAGCUGCUUAGCAGUAAAUAUUAGUAAGCAUGUCCAAUGUUAUUGUAUUAAGUACACUAAAAUGUGAAUGUUUGAUCUUCAGCUCGGUUAGGACCGAAUAUAAUACUUUCCAAAAUUGUGGUUAUAACACACAUGCAGUACUUAAAAUAAAUUAGUGGAGACAUAAUCCUUAAAGAUCAAAAGUAGACGAUUCAGCCAUAUAAAAUUAUUUGUUUCUAUUAUAUACCCUCAAAGUGCCUUAUUAAUAGUAGGUUUAAAGGAAAAAUGUACUUUACCUUUUUGCACAAGUUUUUGCAUUGUGCCGUCUUAUGUUUUAGAUACAAACCAUUUUUAAAGAAGCAUCUGCGCUUAUAUUUCACUGCGAAGUCAUGUAAGUAAACAAACGCAGGGGCGCCCAUUUAGCAAUUUUAGCAUAACAGAGCACAGGCACAGCACACCACUAAAAAUAUUGUUAUUAGUUAUACCUGUCUAUGUAUCUUCCAAUCAUGAAUUAAUAAAAUAUUUAUUUCUAUUA
Leguminivora glycinivorella is the source of this 2470-nucleotide messenger RNA. Its product is annotated as isocitrate dehydrogenase [NADP] cytoplasmic-like. Gene Ontology annotation, cellular component: mitochondrion. The transcript has 10 exons. The record is from RefSeq and is a predicted model, not a curated record. Gene Ontology annotation, molecular function: magnesium ion binding; NAD binding; isocitrate dehydrogenase (NADP+) activity. Gene Ontology annotation, biological process: isocitrate metabolic process. Bases 247 to 1554 code for a protein of 435 amino acids. Lineage: Eukaryota; Metazoa; Arthropoda; Insecta; Lepidoptera; Tortricidae.